Molecule: messenger RNA, 1109 nt
Organism: Gossypium raimondii (Peruvian cotton)
Lineage: Eukaryota; Viridiplantae; Streptophyta; Magnoliopsida; Malvales; Malvaceae
Product: soluble inorganic pyrophosphatase 1
Exons: 8
Coding region: 261-899 (212 amino acids)
Biological process (GO): phosphate-containing compound metabolic process
Cellular component (GO): cytoplasm
Molecular function (GO): inorganic diphosphate phosphatase activity; magnesium ion binding
Source: RefSeq, a predicted model, not a curated record
AUCACAAUGGAACCCCUUUUUAUUGUUUUGUCUAUAGUAGAAUGCAUUGCACGUUUGAAACUUUAUUCAGCUCGUAUUUCAUGGCCAUAUCAUUUCUGGGUUUAAGUGCAAACGCACUAGUUCCAGUAAGAUUUUAUCGAAAUCCUACUAGAAUUUAUGUUUCAAAGCUUUGAACUUUGGGCAUAGGUGUAAAGCAUUUUUGUCCAUUAACAUUGAUGAGUGGACUAACAUAAAAUUAUUAUAAUUUGAUUGAAAAAAAGAUGGCUGAAGGAGAAGCAAAUGCAAAUGAAACUUCACGUCAAGCACCAAAGUUGAAUGAAAGGAUCCUUUCAUCUUUAUCAAGGAGAUCAGUUGCUGCACAUCCUUGGCAUGAUCUUGAGAUUGGGCCCGAUGCUCCGAAUGUUUUCAACUGUGUUGUUGAGAUAGCAAAAGGUAGUAAGGUCAAAUAUGAACUUGACAAGAAAACCGGAAUGAUUAAGGUCGAUCGAGUUCUGUAUUCUUCGGUGGUAUAUCCACACAACUACGGUUUCAUCCCUCGUACACUAUGCGAAGACAACGAUCCAUUGGAUUGUUUGGUUAUAAUGCAGGAACCUGUUGUUCCCGGAUGUUUCGUGCGAGCCAGAGCACUUGGACUAAUGCCAAUGAUUGACCAGGGGGAGAAAGAUGAUAAGAUCAUUGCAGUUUGUGCCGAUGAUCCUGAAUACAAACACUACACUGAUAUCAAAGAACUUCCUCCCCACCGCCUUACCGAGAUCAAACGUUUCUUCGAAGACUACAAGAAAAAUGAGAACAAAGAGGUAGCAGUGAAUGACAUUUUACCUUCAAGCACUGCAUUUGAAGCCAUACAGCAUUCAAUGGACCUGUAUGGAGAGUACCUUCUGCAAACUCUGAGUAAAUAGGCUCAAAAAAGAAGCUAUUUUUAUCAAUUCAUCAUGCAUCAUGUUCAUAAUACUAAAUAAAACAAUCUUGCCAAUAAUAUUGAUUACAUUAUUUUUUUGUAGUUAUUGAAAAAUAUAUUAUUGUUUACUGGAUUGAAAGUUAAAAUUCUCUUGUAAGGGAAAAACAAAAUUGACGAACACAAUGUUGAUCACUUACUAGAAUGGUGAUUG